Coniophora puteana RWD-64-598 SS2 is the source of this 1074-nucleotide messenger RNA. RefSeq lists its product as uncharacterized. The record is from RefSeq and is a predicted model, not a curated record. The coding region runs from base 466 to 1029 and encodes 187 amino acids. NCBI's taxonomy places the organism in Eukaryota, Fungi, Basidiomycota, Agaricomycetes, Boletales, Coniophoraceae. The transcript is spliced from 9 exons.
CUCUUGCACCUUGUUGCAUAUCGACAUACGUUGGCCCGGAUAAUCCUGUGGGGUAAAGUGAUGAUACAUGGAUCAUGUGUCACAAGGCGACCAUGUAGGCUAGCGCAGAUCAUCGCAAGUCAUCUCAAGUCAUCUCAGUUCACCGAACUUCCUGCUUGUGAUCCUCGGCCACGCUAGAUUCAUUUACGACCAAGCGACGUCACUCACUGUCGUUGACUGUCAUUCUGUGAGUGUAACCUAUGAUAUGUAGUGUAAUGCAAGGCAACGCACCUGCACUCUAUUGAUCCGCUCGUUAUCGCUGGAAAGGCACUCGAAGCCCAUCCGCGGCUCCAGCAUACCGGCACAUUACGCUCAUGUUACAGCCGGACGACAGUUCACCUCAGUUUUGCAGGUAUAAAGAGGCUUGAGGUCAUUGCACGAUACCAGUGUCCCAACAGCCUUCAAAUAUACCAGCAACAUCACAAUAUGUUCUUUGCAGCCCUCCCUUUCCUUCUUGCGUCUGCCCUGCUUGCCAAGGGUGACUCUGGUGUCACGACCUUCAACGACUACGACUCCCAGGGCGGUGUCGCAUGCUCAGGCUUUGGCUCUUCAAAUGACCAAGGCAACGGUAUUUACGCAGCUGCAUUGGGCGACUUGUCUCCUCUCUGGACGGGACCCAAGUGCGCCGGCAGCAUUGACGGCAGCAAGUGCAAUGGUUCCGGCGGGUGCAAUGACUGCACUGGACCUUCUUGCGCUGGUGAAGGCCAGUGUGGUUUGUGCUUCUCCAUAAGCUGUGCCAGUUCUUUGGAUGGAGAAACCUCUGGUUCUUGCUCUGGUCAAAGCAUCGUCGUCAAGGUUAUCGAUGCAUGCCCGUCUGAACACCCCGAGAAUUACUGCAAGACUUCCCAGUUCGGCGGCAACAUCAACCCGAAGGAGUGCUGCGAGGCGCCUGGUGUCAAUGCUUUCGAUAUCGCGACAUCGGCUCGUAGCGCGCUUUCGUCUUACCAAGGCAACCUCAACAUUAACAUUGAGUCUAUCUCUUGCCCGUAAGACCUUGAGAAGGAACAUAUCAUGCUCAUAUACAUGUAUAUUUUU